This is a messenger RNA of Lottia gigantea (owl limpet), 1107 nucleotides long. RefSeq lists its product as hypothetical. Bases 1 to 1107 code for a protein of 368 amino acids. The record is from RefSeq and is a predicted model, not a curated record. Lineage: Eukaryota; Metazoa; Mollusca; Gastropoda; Lottiidae. The transcript is spliced from 3 exons.
AUGGCGAAAAAGGAAGUCGAAAAAUUACGCAGAGAAUUAGCGGAAUUGACAUUUAAGAUAGAUGACGACAGACAACAAACAAUUGACGAAGCUUUAAAACGUUUUGAAAGCCAACAUAAAGGCACUGUUGAACAAUACGAAAAUGAACAGCAUCGUUUACGAAAUGAAGUUCAAGAUCUAUCAGAUCAGUUAUCUAGACAAUGGCUUACUAAAGUCCAAAGAGCUUUAGAUAAUCCAUUGUAUGACGGACAGAAGGGUAAAGUGUUAUCAUUAUUGUUGGAAGGCUAUGCUAAAACUAACUGGGAAAUUAUGCCCGAUGCACUUAAAUCGGACUAUGACGCAAUUAUUCAGAUGUUAAAACAAACAUUUAUUGGACCGUUACAUAAACAUACAAAAGGAUAUGCGGCUAGAUUAAGAAUUUUAGCCCGAGAACAUUAUGAGUUCGAACCGCAAGUGAUAGAAACAGUUGUGAUAGAUCGAUUUAUGAAUACUAUUCCGGAAAAAGUAAAACGAUAUAUCUAUGAACAUUCUCAACAUAAUGACACUAUUUUGAAAUCUUUAGAAAAGAUAAUACAUAUUGCUAAAACUAAAAGUAAAUUAGAUGAAAUGGAAUCAGUUUCACAUGCAGCCGCAGCUUCGACUAUAGCGAGAGCUGAAGAUACCCGUCAAUAUACUGAUAGGCCUCCUGAGCCUGAUUUUAGAAGAAAAUCGCCAGACGAACAAUGGUAUAGAAACCGUGCUAGGUCCAGGCAAAACACCAGCUAUGACUCUGAUGAACAACAGUCUCGUAAUACAUACAGGCGAGAUAGACGUGAAGACCGUUACCAACGAAGACGUAUACGAGGUGAUGACAACUAUAAUCACAGAACUGAAGAUCGAACAUCAAGAAGAGAUGACAGACAAGAUAGACGCCGUACUGACUUCAGGAGUAGCCCUCAGGAUAACUUUCAGAAUAGAUAUCAAUCAGAACAACGCCAAUUCUGCGAAGAUUUCUCCAGAAACAGACAACAAUCACCAAGACUUCAACGCUAUUCACCGAGAUUUAAUCGUCGAUUUCCAUGGACUACAAGAUGUUCACCCUUUUUAUAUUGUAGACAGUUUAACUGA